Molecule: messenger RNA, 1914 nt
Organism: Hemisphaericaspora subhashii
Lineage: Eukaryota; Fungi; Ascomycota; Pichiomycetes; Serinales; Debaryomycetaceae
Gene: HCM1
Product: Hcm1p
Exons: 1
Coding region: 1-1914 (637 amino acids)
Biological process (GO): regulation of transcription by RNA polymerase II
Molecular function (GO): RNA polymerase II cis-regulatory region sequence-specific DNA binding; DNA-binding transcription factor activity, RNA polymerase II-specific
Source: RefSeq, a predicted model, not a curated record
AUGUCGGCUGCAUCUGGGAAACCAUUGCCAAGUUCAGUACUACAAGAAUCAAAUAUAUCAAACACGUUCAUACCAUCUAAUGUAAUGGACACACCUUCCAAAUCAACAUCUUCAUCUUCCACGACUAACACCAAACUAAUCACCACCCCACCCGAGACCCUGUUCAUAAAUCGCAAAAAGCAACCAUUUCUAUUUGAAACCCCCCAAAAACCAUCCCAUCUAGAUCCAAAUAUCGUAUUUAUGAAAUCUUCAUAUCUAUCACCAGCAUUCUCAUCUCCACAACAACAACAUCAGCUGCUGUUUAUACUGACCAGCUCACCCAUCAAAAAGACCAAAGGUCUUGCAGCAGCGGCCAACAUUGAAGAUAGUUCCAAAAGAGCAUCAUCACAACUGGUCCCACCACCACCAGCAACUACCAAGAAAUCAAAAUCAAAAGAAACUCCUCCUGCCCCAGUAUUCGACAUUAACUCAAAUCAAAAACCACCAUAUUCAUAUGCCACCCUCAUUGGAAUCUCAAUCCUUUGUCAUCCAGAUAAGAAAUUAACAUUGUCACAAAUAUAUCAUUGGAUAUCAGACACGUUCAAAUUUUAUAAACGAGAAGAUAUGGGUUGGCAAAAUUCAAUCAGACAUAAUCUUUCAUUAAAUAAAGCAUUCAUAAAAGGUGAAAAAUCAAAAGAUGGUAAAGGGCACUUUUGGUGUAUUAAACCCGGAUGUGAGGAACAGUUUUUGAAAAGUAGGAGUUUGAAGAAGAGUUCGUAUCAUGAAGUUAUGGAUCAGAUUAAACAAGCAAGUAAAUUCAAAGCUGACAAAGAGGCCCAAGCUGCCGAGGCUGCGAAAAUUGAAGCUGUGGCUGCAGAGGAAGGAGCUUCCAGGCGGGAAGAUGCGAAAGGUUCAGAUGGUGAAGGAGAUGGGGAAGAGAAUGAUACUCAGAUAGAUGAUGCUCCGGUUGGGAAGUUUUCGUGUAUUUUCUCUCAGGGGAGUACAUUCAGAAAUAUGCCUGCAUCAUCUCCAAACUACACGCGCAAGAGGAAAAUACGCCUCAAGAAAGAUCGUCAUAACAGUAAUAGCAAUCACUCAGACCGAUCCGACUAUGAAUACGAUUACACUGACGAAGAAAUACAAGACGAUGAUGAAGAUGAUGAUGAGAAUGAUAUUACUCGUGUAUUAGAUCCUGCGCUCAAGAAACAACAAAGAAGAAAUACUCCAUUACAAGCACCUUGGAAUUCAACUAAACUGGAUUCAGCAAUCACUCCAAAUGCUUUCAAUGCACCUCAAUUCCUAAUUACUGAUUCACCAAAUAAACCAUUAUUAGCUGGAAAGAACCUCACAUAUACCUCAUCAUUUAGUUGUAAUUCGAAUUUUGAACUAUCUCCAAUACGACCAGCUGCCACGGGACCACUUUUGGAACCAUUGACACCUGCCAACAAUAAUAUUUAUCAACAACAACAGUAUUUGCAUACUCUGCAGCUGCAUCAUCUGCACCUGCAUGUGAGAAAUAGCUUGCAAGGAGGAAUUCAAUCGAAAUCACGAACACCUAAAUCCAGCAAUAAUAUCUUGAAGACCCCAUUAAGAAAUAUCCGUACUCCGCAGACUAAUUCGAUUAUAAGAAAAUUAUGGAAUUCUCCCUCAUAUUUAGAUGAUUUUUAUUAUAGUCCAUUACUCAACAAUAAUCAUCAGAUUAAUUUAUUGAAUACUAGUAAUGCAAGUGUGAAAUCAACUAGUGGGAGUUUGUCUUCUUAUGAUGAUGAUGAUAUGAUCUUGAGGAAUUUACAACAUGAUCAUGUGGGUAUACAAUCGUCGCCUGUGUUGGAUAGGGGAACUAAUAGUACUGGGGAAUCUGAUGGACUGCAACAACUUGAAGAUAGGAAUAAGAAUUUAUAUCAGGAUUUGAAGAAGGUGAAUGAUGAAAAGUGA